AUACCUUACACCUACAGGAACACGGGGAAAAGUCACAACGAAUUCUUUUCCGGUUCAGAACGACGGAAGCCCAUGGAUGUUCGGACAGUCCUAAUAGGUCGCAUACUAGAUUGGAAGCGAGCAAGAGAUCCAAAAGAAACCCAUCCGUUCACAGGAAUGGAACGAACAUUGAUGCCCUCCCCUCCAACAUUGAUGAUAGGUCAGUCGCGGGCCCCUCUCUGCUCUCCCGGCUUAUCUAGUCUUCUCUCUCGUGAAGAUCAAGCCCUCUCUGCAAUUAACACCAAGGAAAUAAUUGAUACUGGGUUCUGAACCGAGAAAAAUGCAUGAAUUGUACAUGUGGUCGUUCGCGAGCUCAGUCCGCUGCUGGUGUAGCUUCGAUAAUGUGCUCGUACAAUCGUCUCAAUAGCUGGUGUACUUGCCAGAACUCAGGGCAUUAAACGGAUUUCUCAAAAAUGACUUGGGGUUCCAAGGGUAUGUCAUAAGCGAUAUGAGUGGCUUGAAAGGGCACAAUCUGCCCU
Messenger RNA from Cadophora gregata, 518 nucleotides. RefSeq lists its product as uncharacterized. The coding region runs from base 73 to 309 and encodes 78 amino acids. The record is from RefSeq and is a predicted model, not a curated record. NCBI's taxonomy places the organism in Eukaryota, Fungi, Ascomycota, Leotiomycetes, Helotiales, Ploettnerulaceae. The transcript is spliced from 2 exons.